AUGUCAGGAGCGAAUGCGGAUGAAAUCACCAUCGCCGUCGACCCAGACGUGCACCUCCGUCAAGAUGAAUAUGACCCCCGCGACUGGAACUCCGAUACCACCUCAAUCGGAUCCUCCAUCUACCGCGGCAUAAUGGAGAACGGCCGCCGCUACCAAUCCCUCAAGGAAGACGAGUACGCCUUCCCCGCCGACGAGCAACAAUUCGACACCUACGACGCCGUCCACCUCGCCGCCAUGGUCGGCGACUCCCAAGAAGAAAACCCGCUCUUCCACGCCCCCAUCGAACCCAAGAACGUCCUCGACAUCGGCACCGGCAAGGGCUCACAUGUUCCCGAGGCCUGGGUUCGUGGCGUGGAUCUCUUCCCGCCACCCGUAACCUGGUUACCGCCUAACUGUGUCUUGGAAGUCGACGACGUAACGCAAGACUGGACCUGGAGCCAGAAAUUCGACCUCAUCCACCUGCGCAUCCUAGCCUGCGCAUUCACGCCCGAGGAAACAGUGCAGAUCAUGAAGAAGUGUUAUGAUAAUCUUCAACCGGGCGGAUGGAUCGAGCAAUUUGAAAUUCACCCCAAUGUUUACUGCGACGAUGCGAGUAUCGCCGAGGAUAAUGUUCUAUAUGAUAUCGGACCCCGAUGCGACGCCGCGGCCAACAAAUCCGGCAAGCGUAUGGAUCUCGUGAAGACGAUUCGCGACUCCAUUGAAAAGGCCGGCUUCGUCGACGUCCACGAGAAAGCAACCAAGUGGCCUAUCGGCCCCUGGCCCCGCGAAAAAGCCAAGAAAGAGCUCGGCUCUAUCAACCUUCACCACUGGCUGACUGGUAUCGAGGGUUAUACCAUGUUCCUAAUGACUAAGUUCGGUGAUCCCGAGCCUUGGACUCAGGAGGAGGUGCGAGUUUACAAUGCCCAGAUGAGAAAGGCGCUGCUGAACCCGCAUCAUCACCCGUACCAGCGCACAAGGCGUGUCUGGGCGCGAAAGCCGUUCCCUGAGGAGGUGAAGGCGAGGGAUGAGAAGGAGAAGGAGAAGCAAGAGAAAUUGAAGGAGGCAGAGGCGGCUGCUGCUGCGGCUGCGGCAGUCCCGGUGAAACAGGAAUCGCCAGAGAUCAAGAAAGAAAAGGAGUGA
This is a messenger RNA of Penicillium manginii, 1119 nucleotides long. RefSeq lists its product as uncharacterized. The record is from RefSeq and is a predicted model, not a curated record. The coding region runs from base 1 to 1119 and encodes 372 amino acids. NCBI's taxonomy places the organism in Eukaryota, Fungi, Ascomycota, Eurotiomycetes, Eurotiales, Aspergillaceae. The transcript is spliced from 2 exons.